CUGAUCCAGGUCCAGGUCCCAGUGCUGAGCCAUUGACUGCACACUGGAAAUCUAUGUCCAGUGGUGGUGGUGCUCAUCCAUUUUAUAAUCUAAUAGCUAAUAAUGAGCCCAUACUAACAACCCAUCAUCAUAACCCUACACAUGAUCAUCAGCACCCGCACCCACACCAUCAUCAUCAACACCACCCACACUCAUACAUCCAUCAUAACCAUCAUAAUACCAUUAUCCAUGAUCAUCAUAGCCCCCCACCACCAUAUUCCCCAUUACAUUCAGUGCUAAAACCAUCUCAUUUAGGCUAUACACACGCGGCACCUGUAGCCAAGUCAUCGCCACCAUCAUCAUCAUCAUCGUUGCCAUUUGGCGGUAUAGCACCCGAACUACUAUCGGACAUACCCGAUGGCGGCCGAUUUAAAUACCAGCGGGAAUUGUCGCCAAAAGUCAAUCAUAUCUAUUCCCAGUAUCUCAAGGGCGGCGGCGGUGCGGGCGGUAAACAUUGUGAUGAGUCGGCCACCAGCGGCGGUGACCACUUUUCUAAUGAUGGUCCCGUUGACGAUGAUGAUGACGACCACCAUCAUCGACACGGAUUUAGCAGCGGUUUCGGUGAUUUUGAUUCGGCUUUUCGUGUGGCCGACGACCAAAUCAAGGACUACGAGCGGGCAAACCAGGAAUACCUGGCCCGCGAUAGUCGUGGCCUUAAUUUCAGUGCCUAUAUCUAUGUGGCCACACUUCACGCUAAAUAUAAUGAAUUUCUAACCGAUUAUAUUAGCAAAUCAAAAUGUUACGACAAAUACAAGUCAACGGUAGGCAUGUCUAAGAUGGACAUACCAUCCAAUGGCUGGUCGGACAACAAAUACUGCGAUAUUCAACGAUCGGACAGCGAUUACGUUGAUUGUCAUCCAAAUGAUAAAUAUCGGCGACUGGACGGCCGCUGCAAUAACCCGAUGCACGCCAAUUGGGGAUCAAAUUUUCACUGUCAUCGGCGAUUGUUGCCGCCCGACUACGCCGACGGUAUACAAGCACCGCGUCGGGCCAUCGACGGCAAAGAGCUACCCAAUCCGCGACUGUUGACCAACAUAUUGAUGCCCGACCUGCCGUUGGACGAUCCGAAACGUACGUCAAUGCAUAUGAUUUGGGGACAGUUUGUCGUACACGACACGUUCAAAACCAUACAAUCCCUCGGGUUGGCCAUCAACUGUUGUAACCCACGUGGCGGCGGCGGCUCACGUCGUCCACAUCCCGAAUGUUUCCCGAUUGAUAACAUACCUACCGAUAAGUUGACCGCCCGUUUCAAUCAGCGGUGUAUCAAUUUUGUCCGAUCGGCUUCAUGUAAUACCUGUCAUUUAGGUCCGCGCAAUCAGUUAAACGCUGCGACACCGACACUGGACUUAUCCCAUGUCUACGGCGGCAAUCUUAUCAACAAUUCAUUUGUAUUGCGCGAAUUCAAAGGCGGUCGACUACGCGGCCAAAGGGAUCAAAAAGGCGGUAUCAUAUUGCCAGUAGCUCAGCUGCCCCGCGAUCAGGACACUGUCGACCUGACCCAGUGUACACCCCCAGCCGAGCGGCCGUGGCAACAAUGUUUUCAUAGCGGUGACGGUGUCCGCAGUAACCAGAACCCGCUGGUCAACUCCUUGCAUAUAGCUAUGCAUCGGCGACAUAAUCAACAUGCCGGUGCCCUGUCCAAAGUUAAUCCACAUUGGUCGGAUGAGAUACUGUUUCAGGAGGCCCGACGACUAUUAAUAGGCGAAUAUCAGAAAAUUGUUUUCGGCGAAUACAUACCGUCCCUAUUGGGCAAAAAAGUUGUCGACUACUAUGACCUGGACGUACGUGAACAACAUGGCUUCACUAAAUACAAUCCGAAACUGGAUCCAUCGUCCAUACAGGCUGUUGGUGUGGCCGGUAUGCGUAUGGGUCACUCCCAAGUUGCCUCACUGUUCCGUAUUAUACAGAAAACCCAGGAGUCGUUUGCCUUCAAUUUGAGGGAUAAAUUUUUCGACGUUUCCGACCUUUACGACGGACUGGCCAGCGGUUUGAUAAAAGGUUUGGUAGAAGACUCUGAUCGUAAUGUCGAUCCGUUUGUCGUAACCGAUGUCAAAGAUUUCUUGUUUUUCAAUCCCCGACAACCCAGUGUUGUCGACCUGCCGGCCAUCAACAUUAAUCGUGGCCGCGAUCACGGUGUACCCGCUUAUGUAUACUAUCUUGAAUACUGUACGGGUGUUCGGGUACACAAAUGGUCGGAUUUGAAUAAGUUUAUACCCGCGGAAAAUGUCCAAAAAUUAAGAUCACUAUACAAACACUUCAAAGACAUCGACCUGUUUGUCGGCGGCCUACACGAGGUUCAUGUCGGGGGCGGUUCAGCACUGGGACCCACUUUUUCCUGUCUGAAUGCCAUACAAUUUCAUCACUGGAAAUACGGUGACCGAUACUAUUUCGAGCAUGGCAAACAAGCCGGGUCGUUUACGCCAGAGCAAUUGGAUAACAUACGUCAGACUACAUCCCUGUCCAAUCUGCUGUGCAAAACAAUGGACCUGAAGUCAAUUCAGGUGAAUCCGAUGUUCAUACCGUCCCAUUCAUCCAACCCUAAGAUAUCGUGUCAAGUGUUGCCGGAAAUUGAUUACGAACUUUGGCGAGACGUUCACUAUUUUAAAAAAUAA
This is a messenger RNA of Oppia nitens, 2651 nucleotides long. Its product is annotated as peroxidase-like. Gene Ontology annotation, biological process: response to oxidative stress. The record is from RefSeq and is a predicted model, not a curated record. The transcript is spliced from 8 exons. NCBI's taxonomy places the organism in Eukaryota, Metazoa, Arthropoda, Arachnida, Sarcoptiformes, Oppiidae. Gene Ontology annotation, molecular function: heme binding; peroxidase activity. The coding region runs from base 54 to 2651 and encodes 865 amino acids.